Messenger RNA from Gadus macrocephalus (Pacific cod), 2462 nucleotides. Its product is annotated as transforming growth factor beta-1-induced transcript 1 protein-like. Bases 239 to 1660 code for a protein of 473 amino acids. Gene Ontology annotation, molecular function: actin binding; muscle alpha-actinin binding. Gene Ontology annotation, cellular component: stress fiber; adherens junction; filamentous actin. The transcript has 12 exons. Gene Ontology annotation, biological process: actin cytoskeleton organization; muscle structure development. The record is from RefSeq and is a predicted model, not a curated record. Lineage: Eukaryota; Metazoa; Chordata; Actinopteri; Gadiformes; Gadidae.
CCUUUACGUUAUACUACAUUACACAGGAAGGGGAAAGACGGAACGCCCUCCUCUCUUAUUCCGUGAAUAACGGGACGGAGUUUUUUAUUCAGGGGGGCAGCGUAGACAAUAGCGCUGUUACCGAGACUAGUCUAUAAAGUGUUACCGGACACCGGGAACUGCUCUGGAAAAGAAGAAAACUGGUUAACGGUGGCACUAUUUUCUUUGUACAAGCGGGGAAAGAGUUGAAGCUGUAAUUAUGGAUGAUUUGGCAGGGCCUGAGAGCUACCCACUCAGUCCUCGUGUUGUUGUGUUUGAUGCUCUCUUAGCUGACCUGGAGAGCACCACUUCACCCGUAUCUCGGGGUCCUGUCUUGUUGACCUCUGAACCCCAAGUGAUCUCUGACGGAGCCUCCACGGGCUCCCGAGACUCCGGCCAGGACCGCCCCCCUCCCCCGGCCUACACCCCCCAGCAGACGGUCUCGGCGGCCAUGAAGACUGGAGAUCCCCAAAACAACACCCCCGACAAGCUCUACAGCACAGUGUGUAAGAAUCGGGCGCCCCGUGUGGCCGAUCCCCCCCCGGCCUUCUCCUCGUCCCUGCUGGGUGGGGGUCUCAGUGAGCUGGACCACCUGCUGCAGGAGCUCAACGCCACGCAGUUCAACAUCACCGAUGAGAUCCUGGCCCAGUUCCCCAGCACUAAGAAAGAAGAGAAGGAGAAGAUAGAGAAGAUAUCUCCCAGCUCAGGGAAGCCCUCCGCCACCUCAGCUACUCUUGAGUUGGACAAACUGAUGGCUUCUCUCUCCGACUUCAGAGUCCAUAGCACCCCGGUCAUACCUGUCACUCAAGCUGUGGCAGUGCCUCAGCAGCCAGCCCCGCCCCCACAGGCCUCGUCUGGCGGCUCAUUGGACAGCAUGCUGGGGCUCCUCCAGUCAGACCUGACCAGACAGGGGGUCCAGACCUCCUCCAAGGGAAACUGCUGCGCCUGUCAGAAGCCUGUAGUGGGACAGGUGGUGACUGCGCUGGGGAAGGUGUGGCACCCUGAACACUUUGUGUGCAGCGAGUGCGAGGCUGAGCUCGGCAGCAGGAACUUCUUUGAGAAGGACGGCCGUCCAUACUGCGAAUCGGACUACUUCACGCUGUUCUCCCCCCACUGCGCCCACUGCAGCAAGCCCAUCCUCAACAAAAUGGUGACGGCGUUGGAUAAAAACUGGCACCCGGAAUGUUUCUGCUGUGUCAAAUGUAGCAGAGCCUUCGGAGAUGAAGGUUUCCAUGACCGCGAGGGCCAGCAGUAUUGCCAGCAAUGCUUUUUGAACCUCUUCGCCUCCCGUUGUCAAGGCUGCACUCAACCAAUACUGGAGAACUACAUCUCAGCUCUGAAUUCCCUCUGGCAUCCGCAGUGCUUCGUCUGUCGGGAGUGCUACAGCCCCUUCGUGAACGGGAGUUUCUUCGAGCACGAGGGCCAGCCGCUGUGCGAGGCCCACUACCACCAGAGCCGGGGCAGCCUCUGCCAGGCCUGCCAGCAGCCCAUCCUGGGUCGCUGCGUCACCGCCAUGGGGGCCAAGUUCCACCCCCACCACCUGGUCUGCCACUUCUGCCUCAAGCCCCUGAGCAAGGGCUGCUUCAAGGAGCAGGAGAACAAGCCCUACUGCCACCCCUGCUUCAUCAAGCUCUUCGGAUGAGAAGGAGGUGGAGGAGGGGGAGGAAAGGAGGAGGGGAGAGGCGGCAGACGACCUCGCUGUCGGUCCCCUCGUCUGUCAUUCGGUCUGCAUUCUGUGCGCCAUUAGUCUGAUUGAGAAACAGACUUACUGUCAUUAUGGUAGUCUUUCUGUUUGUCAUGCAGGACAGGGGCCUGUGGCGUGUUCGUCCAUGGACUGCCGGAUACCGGGAUGUUGACACCAGGCACCGAUGCUGAUACUGGCAGUCCGACACAUCAGGCUGGAAGAUUACUUUUGUACCAGAGAAUUUCCCCAAAUACCCAGAUCCACCUCAUACAAUGUAAACUGUUUUCUAUUGAGAUAAAAUGACCAUUUCUUCUAUCCAGGGUGAACGUCUCAAGACUGGUUCUGGUCUUGGUCAUAAAGUGGUGUCGGUGCUUCCCUUAAAUGCUUUUAAUUGAUGAGCGAUUGAAGUUUCUAAUUGUUGGAUGUAAUUUGUUUACAUUUUGUACAUAAUCAAAUUUAAUAUUGACCAUGGAGCUAUCUUGCAUAAAAGGGUCAUAUGAACCCUGAAAAGUGAAAUAUAAGAUCUUAAUUGAGAGUUUAAAAUUAUUGUUUAAAUGAAAGAGACUUCCUAUACUAUUUCCACUUUACAUUAUCAAUAGUAUUAUAUUGUCACCGCUACGGCUUUUAUAAAUGACGUCUACCGCUUAAACCACUUUUAUGUACUCGCUACGAUGAUGUGCCAAAGCUGUUUUAUGGUGUUAUUUUGUCACUUUUUUCUAUGCAUUUUUAUUAUACCAAAGAAUAAACCGAUUCCACAAAA